GGCCCUUUUUAAGGAAUUUUGCAGUCACCCCUUCUUUAAUUCUCUGAUUAUCUUUCUCGUGAAUCCUUUUUCCCCUUUCCUUCACUUAUUACUCUCUCUCUUCUCUGUUCUUUUUAUAUUUCCACAACCAUUUUCAAAAUUCUAGUAAGUCCUAUAUGCCGCUUUUAUUUGUUUUGAUUCAAGAAAGACCCUUUAACUAAAAACUAGCUUUUGAGUUGAAAAAAGAAGUAAUUUGGUAAGGACCCUUUUGGAUAUUUGGGAGUUUCAGAAUCAUGGGAAGUUGUGGAAGAAAUGGGGGUGUAAGGCAGUACGUGAGAUCAAAAGUGCCUCGUUUGAGAUGGACUCCUGAUCUUCAUCGCUGUUUUGUUCUUGCUAUUGAGAAACUUGGUGGUCAAGAUAAGGCUACUCCAAAACUGGUUUUGCAAAUGAUGGAUGUAAGAGGCCUAACCAUUUCUCAUGUUAAAAGCCAUCUUCAGAUGUACAGGAGCAUGAGGAUUGACGCUGCAAGACAGACUGGUGAUAGAAUCAUUCAUCAACAACAGCAAAGAAAACCAUCUUCUUAUUAUGAUCAUCUCCAUAGAAGUGGUAUUGAAAAUGAUCCCUUGGGAAGAUCAUAUCCUCCAUUCAUUUACACUUCUCCACCAAUGAAAAGAGCAAGAAUCGAGAAGAUGGAUGGUGCAAAUAUUGAUGAUGAUCAGAAAUGUAGCAGCAGCCAAGGAAUUAUUAUUGAUCAGUCAUCAUCAGUAGUAAUAAAUCCGUACGGUGAUGACGAAAAUGAGGAGAAGAGAAUAAUAAUAAUAAAGGAAAAAAUUAGGCAUGAUGAAACAUCAACUCCUCCUCCUCCAACAACAACAACAACAACAAGCUGCUGCAUUCCUUUCUUUACUCUGUCCCAAGAAGAAAAUCUGGUUCAAACCCUUAAUCAUCCAUUGGAACAAGAAGAAUCUCAUCAUCAUAUUUUCAAGGCUACUGAAGAAGGGAAAGAAUUUUUUGAACCGGAGGGAAGUCGAAAGCCGAAAAUCAAUGAGGGUGAAGAAGAAACUGAAGGGGAAAAUGGGCUUUCAUUGUCACUCUCAUUGCAUCCUUCAACACAGACCAGCAUCAACAUUUCUUCAGCUGGAAGUGAGAUAAGCGAGGCCGCGAACUGUUGCCAGUAUUCUUCGUCUAGGAAUCAAUAUUGCUGUGACUACUUAGGUCUAUCAUCAUCAUCUUCAUCAUCUGUUACUGUUAAUCUAGAGCUAUCUAUGGCAUUAUGAUCAUCUUUGGUACUCAAUGAUGUUUAACCUAUUCUUUUUGCGGAGGAAUGUAAUAUAAACUGAUGAAAAUUUGAACCAAUUAUUUAUGCAACGUUUACUGA
This is a messenger RNA of Oldenlandia corymbosa var. corymbosa, 1357 nucleotides long. NCBI's taxonomy places the organism in Eukaryota, Viridiplantae, Streptophyta, Magnoliopsida, Gentianales, Rubiaceae. The record is from the annotation of a GenBank genome assembly.